AAUUGACAGAAAUCAAAUAUAGAUACUUCAUUUGGAUCUUCUGUUCAGUAAAAUUAUUAUUGAAUUCGAUAUAUUGUGAAUAGUGGAACUGGAAAAUAUUCUUGUUAGCAUAGGCUAAAUGAAGUAAUAGAUAUGUACUUAUCUCACAUGAUAAAAUGUACACAAACCUUUGUUUUUACAAAUAUUUCUCUGCCAACGCAGCAUAUGUUGGUAUUUUGUGUGAAUUAUUUGGGAAAAUAUAUGUACAUAUAUGUAAAAAAGUGGUUUAAAAAGAAUAUCUAAUUAUGAUCCAAACAAAGCAAAUAUAAGGGGCGAAUUAAAGUUAAAUAUUGAAACCAAAAUUGUUUAUGCCCCAACAUCGAUACAGGAAAACAACCAAUAUGUACGAUAUUCCGCUGGGUGUUUGGGCGGCACAAAAGCUAUGUUUGACGUGCUGUCCACGCUUACAAUUGCGUAAAGAUUUUAUAUUUAAAGGAUCAACCAUCAUUCUGACUUAUUUGGCAUAUGCUGCUUAUCAUAUGUCUAGAAAACCAAUAUCCGUGGUAAAAUCAGUAUUACAUGAAAACUGCACAAAUCCAAGCAAUACCACAGAUAAUGACUGCGGCUACCCACCUUUUGAUGUACCUGAUGCAUCCACAUUGUUUGGCACAUUAGACUCGGCAUUUCUUGUCACCUAUGCAAUAUCGAUGUUUCUUUCUGGCAUAGUUGCAGAACGUGUAUCACUCCGUUAUUAUCUGAGCUUGGGCAUGCUAUUUUCUGGACUAUUCACUUUCCUUUUUGGUGCAGCCAAAUCGUGGAAUAUACAUAGUAUGUGGUAUUUUGUUCUUGUUCAGGUAUUGGGUGGCAUAGUUCAAACAACCGGUUGGCCAGGCGUAGUAACAUUGAUGGCGCGUUGGUUUGGUAGGUCGAAACGGGGCCUUAUAUUUGGUAUUUGGAAUAGUCACACAUCAGUUGGUAACAUUCUCGGUACUUUGAUAGCUGCACACUUUGUGGAAAGCAAUUGGAUGUUAUCAUUCACUGUGCCUGGCGCCAUUAUGGCGGGCCUGGGCUUUGUAAUGUUUUUAUUUAUUGUCGAUGAUCCAGAAAUCGUUGGCUUGCCUUCAACACGAACACAUUUGCCAGUGAAUCAUAGCAAUGUGCACGAUGAUGACGAACGGAUACCUAACGCAGUCAGUUUUGAAGCGAACCUUGGCAUUCAUGGCUAUGCAGACGAUUAUACAGAAAUAAGUCAUCGUGCAUCCGAGCGUACACCGAUAUUAUCGCGCAGCAGAUCACCGGCUGUUGCACAAACUGAGCGCAAUGCAGUUGGCAUACUACAGGCUCUAUUGAUUCCCGGUGUUGUGGAGUUCUCCUUGUGUUUAUUCUUUGCCAAACUUGUCAGUUAUACGUUCCUCUAUUGGCUUCCAUUAUAUAUACAGUCUUCCACUACAUUAAGUCCUAGUGUUGCAGCUGACCUUUCUACACUCUUCGAUAUUGGUGGAAUAUUUGGAGCUAUCGCAGCAGGAACAGUAUCUGACUAUUCGGGUAUGCCAGCUACGACUUGCUUUGUUUUAUUAAUUUGUUCAGCGCCAUUGCUAUUUAUGUAUGUGCACUUUGGUGGAUUAUCGAUAGUCAUCAAUAUCAUAUUACUUUUACUGGCUGGUUUUAUGGUAAAUGGACCAUAUGCCUUGAUUACGACAUUUGUAAGUGCCGAACUGGGGCAGCAUCAAUCUCUAUCUCAUAAUUCCAAGGCCUUAGCUACAGUUACCGCAAUUAUCGAUGGCACCGGAUCAAUUGGAGCUGCUGUUGGUCCCUUCAUUGCCGGCUUAGUGUCACAAAGCGGUUGGGAGAAUGUGUUCAACAUGCUCAUUUGCGCCGACAUAUUGGCUAUGGUUUUAAUAUCUCGUCAAGUGGUUAAAGAGCUCCUCAGGCUACGUCGCAGAAACCGUAUACGUAUAGAGUAAAGUCUUGAAUAAUGCAGACAUUACAUUUAUUAUAUUUAUAAAAUAAGCUAUAUAUACAUACAUACAUAUAUCAAUAUCGCUGAUAUUGUAUUUUAUAAAUCGAUACGACCAAUAAAUCUCGAUAUGACAUAUAAAUAAGGUAAAUAAAUAUAAUUUAUUUUAAUUUGGUUUUAGUGAUUUACUUAAUAAAAAUUGUAUAUGAGUAUCCUUAAUGUUAGUUUUAGAAGACUAAUUAUUUUGUUAAAUUACAAUUUUGUAUUAUUUGAUGCCUUAUGAAAAUAAAAACAAAUAUAGUAUUAGUACAAUAACUAUUAGUUAAUAUAAGUAAUGCAAAUAUAGUGUAACUGUAGACAAAUCAAAUUCGAGUAUUCUGAUACUAAUUGUUAUGAUCGCUUUUAUAUUUAAAGAUAUUUGAAAUCUGAUACGUCUUGUCACUUCGUAAACGUCGGAAGAAACUAUGUGACUGAAAGAAAUGUAGAAUUUCUUAAUUAUUAUUGUUAAAAGUGCGAUACUAUACAAGCAAGGAAUUUCUACAUAUUUAUGAAAUAAAAUUAUAACCUUGUA
This is a messenger RNA of Bactrocera oleae (olive fruit fly), 2507 nucleotides long. NCBI's taxonomy places the organism in Eukaryota, Metazoa, Arthropoda, Insecta, Diptera, Tephritidae. The record is from RefSeq and is a predicted model, not a curated record.